CAGCAGAAAACAAACGGCUGGAAAAUGGAGCACAGCAGCUUGCUGAUAAACGUGCAGCCCUUGAAGAUCUGGAAGAGGAGCUCCCACUGCACGUGCUUCAAAACAAUGACACUGAAAUUGAUGGGCAAUUCCAAGAGUUAGCAAAUGAUGCCUUUACACUCCGUGCUGAAAUCCAGGAGUUGGAACAUGACGCUGAUAAGGCGGAGCUAGAGUACGCCUCGGGGCCUGUUGCAAGCACCCUGGACAAGGUUUUGUCAACAUUCAAAGUUCAGCGCCAGGCCUAUCAUGGCAAAUCAUUUGUUGGCAAUCACGUGCACAGAUGUUGCAAGCCCGAGGUCAUUGAAAUGUUGACAAGUAUGCCAAAGCAGCAGGUCGAGAAGCACAUCACUGAUGACAUCCCCCUGGCUGCACAGGAACGACUGCGACGUCAAGCAGCAACUACAGGACACAACUUUAAGGAAGUGUUCUUGAAGUUUGCUGAUGCUCACCGAGGCAUGAACCAUUCCAAUCAGAUGACCACUGGAGACAUUUGUCGACUGGAUGUGUGUAUCAAGGAAUUCAUGCGGUCCUAUCGCGAAAUGUUUCCAUCCCAAAAUGUCACGCCAAAACUACAUCUACUUGAGUGCCAUGUUGUGCCGCAAAUCUCCAGGUUCAGGGUUGGCUUGGGGAUGCUGAAUGAGCAAGGAGGAGAGCUGCUACACACAGAAUUGAAUAGAACGGGACGAAUUGUACAUGGCAUCCGGGACGAUCUCCAGAAACUGCUCUCUAUAAUGAAGCGACAUCACACCAGCACCACUCCGGAGAUUCGGGCCAGCGUCCUGAAGACCUGCAAACGGAAGUCCAAAAAAGGGGAAGAAUGAAAAAAAAAAAUCAGUGCAAGUUACACUUUUGUCGACCUGGCCCAGAAAAAAAUAGUAACGUUUCUACAAUCUGUAUUUUAGGGAACAGAAACAAAGUCAUAACUUACGAAAACUAAAUUGAUCGCAAAUGAGCAUGCAGUACACAUAUUUCACACACACAUGUGUUUUGAGUGUGUAUACAUGUGUACGUAUUAAGUAUUAAUAGUGUACAGCACAAUGUCUUUUCUAAAAUGAAAGGGAAGUCAGAAUUUGUUACCAGGUGUGAUGAUGAAGUCCCAGGUGAGGCCCUCAGUAGUCCCUCAGCAAUAAGAAGUUAUAAUGUACCGCAAACAAACUUGAAUAAAAAAGAAUACAAUGUACAUUCCAUUUAAUAGCUUUAUAAAUGUAUACAUAUUUACUAUUUGCUUGUGGAUGAUGGAUUGAUGGAUAAUCAGAUAGUGCAGUCUUUGUGGAUUCAACACGGAGCUGAUACAGUGUAAAUUCCAAGACUGUACACGUGCAUAGAUGAAUAUUUUACACUGUUGUAUAUGUAUAGCGGAAUAAUGAAUGACUGUCAUAUUACUUGACUUUGAAAGACAUUCAUGACUUAAUGUAGUUUUCAUCAUUUUGUCACAUGAUACAUCAUUUUUUGGUUUCUGUGUCCUGAACAAUAUUUUAUGCUGGUCUUUGACAAAUUAGGCCCUACAUCAGUACAUGUAAACUGUUAUUGUUAAUUAAACGUAAACCAUGCCUUUCAUUGCAUUGAGUUUUAACAUUAAUCUGACCAGAAAAAAAAUACGUAGACCUACAAAACAACAUGUAGCUCUCCCAUUGACCAUGUGAAAGUAUAGGCUACAAACAAACCCUAAAUGUUAGCUUGAUAUAAACAUCUUCCCAUGUCAUGCAUGUCACGAGCUCGGUGCGCUGGAAAUCUCAAGCAGCUCAACGUUAAUCACUGUAAUUUGCAAUGUGAAACAAAAUGCACGUACUAGUAAUUAGGGCCUAUAAGGAAUCUAUUAAGUAUUAUAAUGUAUUGUAGGCCUAGGCCCGUAAGGUAGGCCUAAAAAGCCGUGUAAAUAUAAAUUUGAUGCAACUUUGACCAUGUUG
Molecule: messenger RNA, 1946 nt
Organism: Patiria miniata (bat star)
Lineage: Eukaryota; Metazoa; Echinodermata; Asteroidea; Valvatida; Asterinidae
Exons: 4
Coding region: 345-860 (171 amino acids)
Source: RefSeq, a predicted model, not a curated record